Aspergillus japonicus CBS 114.51 is the source of this 2214-nucleotide messenger RNA. Its product is annotated as putative serine palmitoyltransferase 1. NCBI's taxonomy places the organism in Eukaryota, Fungi, Ascomycota, Eurotiomycetes, Eurotiales, Aspergillaceae. The record is from RefSeq and is a predicted model, not a curated record. Bases 147 to 2006 code for a protein of 619 amino acids. Gene Ontology annotation, biological process: sphingosine biosynthetic process; ceramide biosynthetic process. Gene Ontology annotation, cellular component: serine palmitoyltransferase complex. The transcript has a single exon. Gene Ontology annotation, molecular function: serine C-palmitoyltransferase activity; pyridoxal phosphate binding.
UCAGCAACCUCACGAUACUACCUCCACCAUCAUUCUCCUUCCAAUUCCUCCCUCACUAUUCGUCAUUUGAAGCUGCAGGUCCACGGGAUUAUUCCGGUCUAGAGACUUGAGGAGGUGCAUAGCUUUCCUCAAGUCACACUUGCAACAUGCCUCGGUGGAAGCGCAGCAAGCCGCGCUCCGAUAAAGACCUGGGAGCCAGCAACGGUGGUUCUGGAGCGCCAUCCGAUAGCCCUAUUGCUCGCUCUACAGCCAUCGCCUCUCUCCGUGCUGUCAGCGGCAGCUCUCCGGACUCAAUGAGAGGUGCGGCACAACCAAAAGUGCCAGAUCCUGAGGCGAUCCGCAAGCUAGCCAGACAGCACGCCGAGUUCGGGCCCCUCGGCGAUCCGUCGCAUCUUUACACCAGCGAGCACCCUGGGGGAGAGAUCCCCGAUCCUGUCAUUGAUGAACCCCCGUACUUCUUUGUCCUGACGACCUACGUCAGCUUUCUCGUUCUCAUCUUCCUCGGCCAUUUUCACGAUUUCUGGGCUCAGUGGUUCUCGUCCCAUUCCUAUCGGCAUCUGAAGCCCCAGAAUGGGUACGCCUCUCUAUACAGUGACUUCGAGAGCUUCUACACGCGUCGAUUGAAGCAGCGCAUCAACGACUGCUUUGAGCGGCCGAUCACCGGCGUCCCCGGCCGACAUGUUACCCUCCUCGACCGGAUCACCGAAGACAACCUGCAUUUCAGCUUCACGGGCACGACAACCGACACCCUGAAUCUCAGCUCCUACAACUACCUCGGAUUUGCCCAAUCAGAGGGGCCCUGCACCGAUUUCGCAGAGGAGACUCUCCGGCGGGAAGGUAUCUCUCUUGCGGGCACCCCUGACGCAGGAAUUACCAAGUUGCAUGUUGAGGUCGAGGAUCAGAUCGCUCGGUUCGUGGGCAAGGAGUCCGCCAUGGUUUUCUCUAUGGGGUUCGUGACCAACGCUACGAUCUUCCCGGCCAUCAUGGAAAAGGGCUGUUUGAUUCUGUCCGAUGAGCUCAACCAUGCAUCCAUCCGGUUCGGCGCCCGUCUCUCGGGGGCAGCUAUCCAGGUCUUUGCGCAUAACAACAUGGCGGACCUUGAGAAGCGCUUAAGGGAGGCGAUCUCACAAGGCCAGCCGCGCACCCACCGGCCUUGGAAGAAGAUCCUGGUCACCGUUGAGGGUCUGUUCUCGAUGGAGGGCACCAUGUGCAACCUUCCUCGGAUCCUUGAGCUGAAGAAGAAGUACAAGUUCCACUUGUUUGUUGACGAGGCCCACUCAAUUGGCGCGGUUGGGCGCCAUGGACGCGGGGUCUGUGACUAUUUUAGGGUUGACCCUGCAGAGGUCGAGAUCCUUAUGGGCACUUUUACCAAGUCUUUUGGAGCCAAUGGGGGUUAUAUCGCCGCCGAUGAGGCGAUCAUUGACAAAGUGCGCUGCCUCAAUGCUGGUCAAGUCUUUGGCGAAGCUCCGUCCCUGCCUGUUCUCGCGCAGAUCUAUUCCUCGCUGCGACUUAUCGCUGAUGAAGACCCCCUCCACCCGGGUGAAGGACGGGAGCGCAUGCAGCGUCUAGCGUUCAAUUCACGUUAUCUACGCCUCGGACUGAAGCGACUUGGGUUCAUUGUUUACGGGCACGAUGAUUCGCCCAUUGUCCCCUUGAUGCUGUACAACCCCGCCAAAAUGCCUGCGUUCUCCCGGGAAAUGCUGCGUCGGAAGAUCUCCGUUGUCGUUGUGACCUACCCUGCUACGCCCCUGGAGCUCUCCCGUGCCCGCCUGUGCGUGUCGGCUGCGCACACCAAGGACGACCUCGACCGCAUACUGCAGGUGUGCGACGAGAUUGGGGAUGCACUCGAGCUCAAGUUUUCUUCCGGGGUCGCAGGGGGCCUGAAAGAGCCCCUCUCCUCUGAAGAGAACCCCAAUGGAGGCCACAAGGCCAUCGAGCCCCCGCGCUGGACUCUCGAGGAAGUCAUUGCGAGGGGCACGCGCGACGCAAAGCUGCCUUUCUACUAAGAAUAGCAGUCGGCACAAAUCUCGUUCUGUAUGAUGUGAUGUGAUGGAAGAUAGCACGUCUUGGUGCUUUUUGUAUAAUGCCGCAUGACCUCCUUUUUUGGCUACAUCGAUAUACGCUUAGACACAUACAGCCAUUGCCUGCGAUCUGUCCCUUCGUUUUUGGUGCCAUUACUUUGGCGCUACGCUACGGACUCCGAUCCCCGUCCGA